This is a messenger RNA of Centrocercus urophasianus (Greater sage-grouse), 2328 nucleotides long. RefSeq names its product cell surface glycoprotein CD200 receptor 1-B-like. The coding region runs from base 715 to 1602 and encodes 295 amino acids. NCBI's taxonomy places the organism in Eukaryota, Metazoa, Chordata, Aves, Galliformes, Phasianidae. Gene Ontology annotation, cellular component: external side of plasma membrane. The transcript has 8 exons. The record is from RefSeq and is a predicted model, not a curated record. Gene Ontology annotation, biological process: regulation of neuroinflammatory response. Gene Ontology annotation, molecular function: signaling receptor activity.
CAUGCAUAAUUUAUCUAAAUUAUAGAAAAAAGCAACUUUUUCAUUGAUACUGAAUGACACAAAACACAAAAAUUAUGUCAUUUGGGGCAAAGAUUUAAAGUGAGUAAAAAUGAAAUUUGAGAGUUUGGGAAUAUAAGACUUACAUUACCCAUUACCUGCAUGUUGGUUGUAGAAUACUGAUCAAUGUGCUAGCAUCAGCAUUUUCAGGCUGCAAUAAAAGUUUUCAUCCAGAUACAUUGGUGUUUUGUUAGAAUUGUGCAGAAAACCUAUCAAGCUGCUGUGAGAACGUGCAUACAUCUUGCAUCGUGUAUAAGUUGCACUGAGUAUUGUUGCCUCUUGCACUCAGAUCACAAAUGUAGCACUAUUGCUUCUUUUUCAGUUCCGUAAGUGUGGCAGUAUUCUAUUGUUUUUUUUCUUCCUUACUUGAUAUAUUUUUACAUGCAUAGAAGGACAUGUACAUGUGUCCUUCCUCCCCUCGGUAUCUUCAAUGAAACAUCCUUGUAUUAAUAUGGGCACAACGAGUGUGAACAGAGCAUGACCAUAAAUAACCCAAAAGGAAGGUCCUGUUGCAACACGAUGGCAACACCAUUUUCCAGUUAUCUCUAGCUGCGUGUGGGAGAUUAAAGUGAUGCAGAUGGUGGUAUGAAGGAGAGAACAAUGAAAGGACCAAGAAGAGCUUGAGGAAAUGCAGAGUGCUGAUUCCUUUUGCUGAAGAUGAUUCAGACAUGGGCAGUUCAGGCUGCAAUCCUUUUCUUGAUGAUCCAACUGAUUGGAGGGUCAGCUUAUAGAAGCGUGAAUGUGGAGGCUGGUCAUGAGGCUGUGUUGAAUUGCCCAUCAAUCUCCGAGCUGUCUUUGCUAAUGGUGACGUGGAAGAUGAAAUCCAGCACUUCUUGCUUUUUAGCUUAUAGAAGGGAUCUCAAUGAGUCAAGAAUGUUAAACUGCAGUGAGAGGAUGAUGUGGAAAUACUCACCCAAUCACGACCUAGCUCUACGUAUUUACCCCGUGAACCUGAAUGACGAGGGAAAUUACACCUGUGAAAUUGUCAGCAGUGAGGGGAAUUUUCUUUUUCUCUUUUCUCUGACUGUCAUAGUCCCUCCUACAUUGUCUCUGACCUCUGACAAGAACGGAGAGGCUGUUUGCCAAGCUAUUGCUGGAAAACCAGCUGCCAAAAUCUUCUGGAUCCCUGCAAGUAAUCACAGUGUUGAGAAAGAUGUCCACCACCUCAAUGGAACAGUGACCAAGGUCAGCUACAUAAGUUGGGUCAGCAGCACACAUCCUAAUGUCACCUGCCUGGUUACCCACCCAGCUGUGAACCAGUCUCUCUCCCUAGAUCUGUCAGAUGAUUCCUCCAGGCUCCAGUAUCUCCAGAUUGGACUGCCUGCAAGUCUUGCUGUUGUCUGUGGUGUCGGAGUGACAUUAUGUUUGAUUUUAAGGUGCAGGGCUUCCCGGCUACAGAAGAAGGCACAUCAGUCACCAGUACAGACUGUGACUGGAAACUUCGGAUUCACAACUUUACAGCUAUACACACCUGUAAUGGACCCUUACGUCUCACCAGAGGAAAUCUAUCAGAAUUAUAAACCACAAACUACACUUAUGAGCUAAUUAACCAUGUAGGCACCAGCAGACUAUACAAGCUCAACUAUUAAUUAUACUCGGUUUCUUGAGCCUGUCCUUGAUCUAGCAAAUCUCUUAUGCACAGCAGGACAGCAGAAUACUCUAAACUGACCAAGAAAAGCCUUUCUCCUCCCUGUCAUGAAGGGAGCCAGCCGAGCAGCCUGUUUAAGUCACUGAUUCCUCUCUUUCUGUAAAUAUCAGUACAGUUGUUAAAACAUUUGAAACAUGUAAAGGCUGAGGUGGAGAAAUACACAUUUGAUUUUGAUUAGAGAGUAGGUUCUGAGGCAUGUGCCAUUUCCCCUCACAUCUGUAAUUGAUAUAUUUAUGUGACAGAGGAAAAGGCUUGCUGAAAAUAUAUCACUUCUUUGUAGACCACCUUAGCAUCUAGAUUCUCUUUCCAUUCUCAAGAUGGAAACCAGGAAGUGCCAUAAGGAGCCCUAAAAAAAAAAAAAAAAAAAAAAAGACAAGAUGAUCUAUCUGAAAGAAGUACAGGAAUAAGAGUUUUGUUCUAGGUAGAUAGUUACAUGUGGCAGAUGAAAAUCUGGUAUUUUUCAACCUUUUUUUUUUUUUUUUUUAAGUGUUUAUUUUCAAUUAUACUUUCUAUUGCUAAUGGUAGAAGAAAGCCAAUCUGAAUUUGUACUUGACGCGGAAAUGAGAAAUAGCAAUGGGAAAUUUUCUAAGAUUCAUUUUGAAAUAAAUAUGUAAAUAUGCAAA